AUGCCGUUGGCCAGCCUCGUCCGUGCUGCGCCUUCGCUGUGUGAACUGGAUUGGACGUAUAACCGUCUGGGCGAUACUGGAAUUCGGAUACUAGCGGAGCACCGCCUGCGCUUCUGCACCAGCCUCGAAGUGCAUAUUCUCAAUGACAGCCGCGUCUCUUCUGCCGGCGCGGAGGCCCACCUCGAUGCUCUUGCCGCUGCCGAUGAAGGGGCAGAUGACGAGGAAGAGUUAGGUUAUUAUGAGGGACAACACCCGGAGAAUACGAGCAUAGUUAUGCAAGGUUAUACGCAGGAUCAGGACGCGCAAGAAGUGCUCGGACCGGAAGGCAGGGCUGCCAUAUAA
Messenger RNA from Besnoitia besnoiti, 342 nucleotides. RefSeq lists its product as uncharacterized. Bases 1 to 342 code for a protein of 113 amino acids. NCBI's taxonomy places the organism in Eukaryota, Apicomplexa, Conoidasida, Eucoccidiorida, Sarcocystidae. The transcript has 2 exons. The record is from RefSeq and is a predicted model, not a curated record.